Aspergillus neoniger CBS 115656 is the source of this 483-nucleotide messenger RNA. RefSeq lists its product as uncharacterized. The transcript has a single exon. Lineage: Eukaryota; Fungi; Ascomycota; Eurotiomycetes; Eurotiales; Aspergillaceae. The record is from RefSeq and is a predicted model, not a curated record. The coding region runs from base 1 to 483 and encodes 160 amino acids.
AUGUCCUACACUUCCUCCCGCUUUUCCAGAUCACCUUCCCCCGCCCCUCGCACUAGACGACCUUCUCCGUUGGAAAGAACCUCAUUGCACCUCCGUCUCAGCCUGCUCUCCGGCGAGAAAUAUGACCAGGAAAGCAGUGCCAAGGAACCCGAUCUUCGUCGCUGCCUCAGCCAUGCCCACAUCCACGCCAAGUCCAUGGCUAUGGUCAAGCGAGACAUUCGCGUCCACAUCCGCUCCAUGGGCAUGGCCAUGGACGAUGACAGCGACGAGGAGCUCCUUGAUCACGAAGUCCUCCCGCCGCCACCGUCGCGCCGAUCGUCCCGCAGCAGCUCCAAGUCAGCUGCGGCCCCACGGGUGACGGUAUCACCCAAACCCAGCGAGAAGUCGAGUCUGCUCGACAAGGGUCGCAAGUGCUUGGAGAAGCUUUUCCCUCGCAAGAACAACGUGCAUCUGGCUCAGUCUAGAGUUACCGUUGUCACUUGA